This is a messenger RNA of Brassica oleracea var. oleracea, 2023 nucleotides long. Its product is annotated as vacuolar protein sorting-associated protein 45 homolog. Gene Ontology annotation, biological process: intracellular protein transport; vesicle-mediated transport. The record is from RefSeq and is a predicted model, not a curated record. The transcript has 13 exons. Gene Ontology annotation, cellular component: Golgi membrane. The coding region runs from base 154 to 1863 and encodes 569 amino acids. Lineage: Eukaryota; Viridiplantae; Streptophyta; Magnoliopsida; Brassicales; Brassicaceae.
AGUGUGCUAAAUAGGAAAUCCCCAAUAGAUCAGGGUUCGUUUUGCAAACCAAAAAAACAAAAAAAAAAAACUCAUUUCUUCGUCUCGUUAACUUGAUUUGCUAAGGAAAAAUAGAUCAGUCGUCGUAGAUCCGAUCGAGCGGUGGAAUCCACGAUGGCGCUGGUAACAUCCGUGCGCGAUUACAUCAACCGGAUGCUUCAGGAUAUCUCCGGCAUGAAGGUUCUCAUACUCGACUCCGAAACGGUUAGCAAUGUAAGCAUCGUGUAUUCGCAAUCAGAGCUGCUCCAGAAAGAAGUUUUCCUCGUGGAGAUGAUAGAUUCGAUCUCGGCGUCGAAUGAAUCGAUGUCGCAUCUGAAAGCUGUUUAUUUCGUCCGUCCGACGUCGGAGAAUGUUCAGAAGCUGCGGCACCAGCUUGCGAAUCCUAGAUUUGGAGAAUACCAUUUAUUUUUCUCCAACCUGUUGAAGGAUACUCAGAUUCAUAUUUUGGCUGAUUCUGAUGAGCAAGAGGUUGUACAACAAGUUCAGGAGUUUUAUGCAGACUUUGUUGCUGGUGAUCCGUAUCAUUUCACUUUGAAUAUGGCAGCAAAUCACCUAUAUAUGCUCCCAGCAGUUGUCGAUCCCUCUGGUUUGCAACGCUACUCCGACCGGGUUGUUGAUGGAAUUGCGGCUGUCUUUCUGGCGUUGAAACGUAGACCUGUCAUCAGAUACCAGAGGACCUCUGAUACUGCCAAAAGGAUUGCACAGGAAACAGCUAAAUUGAUGUAUCAGCAAGAAAGCGGUCUUUUUGACUUCAGACGCACUGAAAGCUCUCCGUUGCUGCUUGUAAUUGACAGAAGAGAUGACCCAGUUACCCCAUUACUGAAUCAGUGGACAUAUCAGGCAAUGGUGCACGAACUCAUAGGACUUCAAGAUAAUAAAGUAGACUUGAGAGCCAUUGGAAGUCUUCCAAAAGAUCAGCAAGUUGAGGUGGUUUUAUCAUCAGAACAGGAUGCAUUCUUCAAAUCGAACAUGUACGAAAAUUUUGGGGAUAUUGGAAUGAACAUCAAGCGAAUGGUAGAUGACUUUCAGCAGGUGGCUAAGAGUAACCAAAAUAUCCAGACCGUAGAGGACAUGGCCAGAUUUGUUGACAACUACCCUGAGUACAAAAAGAUGCAAGGCAACGUCUCAAAGCAUGUGACCCUGGUUACUGAAAUGAGCAAGCUUGUUGAAGCAAGGAAACUGAUGCUGGUUUCACAAACAGAGCAGGACUUGGCUUGCAAUGGUGGCCAAGGAGCUGCGUAUGAGGCAGUUACGGAUCUCUUAAACAAUGAAAGUGUGUCUGACAUCGACCGGCUACGUUUGGUGAUGCUGUAUGCUCUGCGCUAUGAGAAAGAGAAUCCCGUUCAGUUGAUGCAACUGUUCAACAAAUUGGCUUCACGCUCUCCCAAGUACAAACAAGGGCUUGUUCAAUUUCUCUUGAAACAAGCCGGCGUAGAGAAGCGUACUGGUGAUCUGUUUGGAAACAGAGAUCUUUUGAAUAUAGCACGCAACAUGGCUCGUGGACUUAAGGGGGUUGAGAAUGUGUACACUCAACAUCAGCCACUUUUGUUUCAAACAAUGGAGAGCAUAACCAGAGGGAGAUUGCGAGAUGUGGAUUACCCCUUUGUUGGAGAUCAUUUUCAACAGGGACGGCCACAAGAGGUGGUGAUAUUCAUGGUUGGUGGAACAACGUACGAGGAAUCACGCUGCGUUGCUCUACAAAACUCGACCAACUCCGGGAUUCGGUUUAUUCUGGGCGGCACCGCAGUGCUUAAUUCCAAGAGGUUUCUCAUGGACUUGGAAGAAGCACAAAGGAUAUCAAGAUCAGGUAGCCAUAUGGUGUGAAGAGGGUUAUAACAAAAGAGAUUGUGCAUUAGUAGUCUAUAUAUAAGAUUCUUGCUUAUGAUAAAUAUUUGACUACAGAAGAAUUAAACAUGCGUGUCAUAAUUUUUGGAGAGACAAUGAUAGAAGAAGAGGUUCUUCGAAUCAUUCCUACAUUUGAUGA